AUGCCGCCCUACUCCAGCGUUCAGAAGCAACAGAUUGCGCAAUUUAUCAAUUUCACACAGGCCAAGGAUACUGUCGCCGCAAAGUUCCUGCGCGCGGCCCGGUGGGAUGUCGAGCAAGCUAUUGAUGCAUAUUUCCAGAGCCCCCAAGGCGCUGGCGGUGCCACCACCGCCCUGAAUAAGAUCUUCGACAGCUAUCGAGACGCCCCCGACGAGAACCCCGAUGGCAUCGGCAUCGAAGGCGCGAUGAAAUAUCUGGGCGAUAUUCGGGUGCAGCUGGAUGAGGUGGCCUGUCUCGGUAUCGCGGAGCUGCUGCAGUCGCCAUCGAUGGGCGAGUUCACUCGUGAAGGAUUCCUGAACGGAUGGAGACGCGUGGGAUGCGACUCGCUGGAAAAGAUGGUCGCCCACGGUGCCGCCCUCCGCUCGCAGAUCCCCUCCCAGCCCGAGCUCUUCCGUCGCGUGUACCGCUAUACCUUCCCGCUGUGCCGGAUGCAGGGCCAGCGGAACCUGCAGUUUGAAAUUGCGGCCGAGCAGUGGCGGCUGUUCUUCACACCGGAGAACGGCGGCGUGCAGUGGAAUACGGCGUCGACGCCGUGGCUGGACUGGUGGAUUGAGUUCCUGGAGGAGCGUGGGAAGCGGCCGAUCAACAAGGAUCUGUGGGAGCAGGUGGAGGUGUUUAUGCGCCGGACGCAGGAGGAUGAGGAGUUUGGGUGGUGGAGUGCGGAUGGGGCGUGGCCCGGCACGUUGGAUGAUUUUGUGGCGUGGGUGCAGAAGAAACGGGGGAAGACGGCGAUGGAGGUGGAGUGA
Aspergillus terreus NIH2624 is the source of this 804-nucleotide messenger RNA. RefSeq names its product DCN1 family protein. The transcript is spliced from 5 exons. NCBI's taxonomy places the organism in Eukaryota, Fungi, Ascomycota, Eurotiomycetes, Eurotiales, Aspergillaceae. The record is from RefSeq and is a predicted model, not a curated record. The coding region runs from base 1 to 804 and encodes 267 amino acids. Gene Ontology annotation, molecular function: cullin family protein binding; ubiquitin-like protein binding; ubiquitin conjugating enzyme binding. Gene Ontology annotation, cellular component: ubiquitin ligase complex. Gene Ontology annotation, biological process: protein neddylation; positive regulation of ubiquitin-protein transferase activity.